Molecule: messenger RNA, 1605 nt
Organism: Penicillium mononematosum
Lineage: Eukaryota; Fungi; Ascomycota; Eurotiomycetes; Eurotiales; Aspergillaceae
Exons: 4
Coding region: 1-1605 (534 amino acids)
Source: RefSeq, a predicted model, not a curated record
AUGCCAAAGUCCUAUCGUGAAGAUUCGACAGAUGCUAGCUUUGAUGGAGCCGUGGAAAACGAAGAGUUCGAUGCAUUGGUAGAUGCGCUGAUCGACGCACCAAGCCUGGAUGCACCAAACCCGGAUGCCGAAUCUGUGACUACCCGCCCUUCCAAACCCAAACCUGCUCGGCGCGCUGCAACCACCCCGAAGCCAAAGCAGACCAAACGAUCGAAACCCAAUCAAAUUGGGAGAGCCCUGCAAAAACGUGUCAAGACACAUGUGGAUGACCCGAUCUUUCUGGGUUCCGGUGUCAUUCCUCCUGGCAAACUCUCCCCUACCAAAUCCUUCUUGACAUUUUCUUGCGCGCAUCACAUCCAUUACUCGACAAAAGCCGUUCGACCCGCAAUGACUCUGUCAAAUGGCUUGUCAAUGUCGCUCUGCUGUGUCGAAGCUUUCAUGAGCCUGCGCUGGCCGCACUCUAUCACUGUCCCCCUCUUCUUCCUGCCUACAAGAGCCAUCAAGGUCAAGCAACUCCAUGUUGAGGUUGAACCAGUGCUCAUUUAUAAAAGUGGGCCCUACGGAUACUUCGACCUUGCCCAGCUGAUUGAAAAGACUCCUCGUUUACACACGGUACGACUAUAUCACAAAGAUGAUUACACGGUGGGAAUACCUCCAUGGCACAUUAUCCAAUCAAAGUGGACUUAUCCAGACGCUCUCUUUUCCGCAAUCGAGAACCGCGGCAUUACCCUCCGUAGCUGGGACUGGAACAGCCGCUUCUUAGAAACCGAUGAGCUUGUCGAAAUGAUGGUGAGGAUGCACUCCCAGCGCGCCUUUCAGGGCAUGAAGGAGCUGAAGUUGCUCCAUUUCGAUAAUUCCGAUGAAGAAACUUCCGCUGCCAAAGAGGCUGGUCUCCUCGAAGCCCUUGAUAUGCUCCCAGAGCUUCAGCGACUGGAGUUUAUUGAAAGCUCAUUGAAUCUCGAAGUUUUCAAAAUGGACCUUUCUAUGCAUGAUGCGUCCAGUUAUCACGAUGUCGAGCCACACUUCGAAGAUCUACUUGUCCAAACCGAAGUUCCCACAUGGCCAGUAAAGCUCCGAGAAAUCGAGCUCACACAGUUACGCAAAUGGGACGACGCGACUGCGGAGGUCUUUUUCACUUCGCUGGUGAAUGCGGCACCUAAACUUCAUGAUCUACGUCGAUUGACCAUCAGUGCAAUCCUAAAAAUUGGCUGGCGUGACCGUGCCAAUUUUCGUGAGCGGUGGAUCGGCCUCCUCGAAAAGGUAUUCCUACGACGAAGCAUGCCACCAGACCCGAACCUCCGCUCCCUUCAGAGACGCUCCCUCAAACCCACCACAUUCCUCACAAGGAAUAGCCCCGAUGAACUUGGUGCUGGAUCAUCAACACGGCCAUCCACGGCUGAUAGUGGCCCAUCGACUUCCUCCAAACGACAAAGCACUCGGCUUGCACGUCAAAGAAUCCACGAAACUGACGAUGCUGCUAGUGAUUCUUCGUUAAUGGGGACUCCACAGCCUGAAGCCGGGAAGCGACCGACUGAGUUCCAACUGACCGAAGAUGAUUUCCUAGAUGAUGAACUCAGUGGCGACGAGGACUGGGCGGGCGAAUGA